AAGGGAUCAUGGAUCAAUAAAAAGACUCGACUCAAUUCAAUUCAAUUCAAGUCCCAAAAUUAAGACGAAGCAAAGCAAGUGUCAGACGUCAAAGCUCAAACGUGCCGUGCCCCUACCGUACGCAACCUUCACCAAAUUCUGCUGUCUCCGAUUGUGGAGCUUGAUGGUUUUUGAUUCUGCUGCUCAUGUCGGCACCGUUAUUGAAUCACCUUUCUUAAUGAUCUGUGGAUGAAGAAAAUUGUGGAGAAAAAUAGUGAUCCGGACGUAACUUGCAGCAGAAAAAACUCAAGCUUUAAUUGUAAAUCGAAGAGAAGUACGGGUUCUGUCUCAUCCGAGACAGAACCAAGUGUCAGCAGUAGCAAGAAUCAAAAGCCUGUAUUUUGGUGGGGAAUUAGGCCGUUGGGUUUAUCCAUAUUUAAGAAUUUGUCUAAUAGUUCUGGCAAAAGCGAGUCCAAUAAUUGCAGUAGUAAUAAUACUAAUAGGAAAAAGUCCACAAGUGGAAAGAAUCAUUAUGAAGGGUGGAGAUCAACAGUGAGGAGGGUAGUGAUGUUGAACAGUGGAUCGAUGAGGAGGAUAUUAGGAUUUAAUAGGACCGGGGUUUCUGCUUCCAAGAGUGAUAUUUGGCUCUUGGGUAUUUGCUAUCGGAUUUCCCAAGAAGGCGAGAAUGCUUUAGAUCCCACGCACAGUGAGGGAUUUGCUGCAUUUGUUGAGGAUUUCUCGUCACUGAUUUGGAUCACGUACAGAAAAGGAUUUGCGCCUAUCGGUGAUACAAAGUACAGUAGUGAUGUUUAUUGGGGUUGCAUGCUUCGAAGCAGCCAGAUGCUUGUAGCUCAGGCAUAUCUAUUUCAUAAAUUUGGGAGAUCUUGGAGGAAAUCUCCUCAUAUGCCACUUGAUCAGAGUUAUGUAGAAAUUUUGCAUCUUUUUGGUGAUGCUGAAGAUUCUCCUUUCUCCAUUCACAAUCUUCUCCAAGCUGGAAAGUCAUAUGGCCUUGAUCCUGGUUCGUGGGUAGGACCAUAUGCCAUGUGCCGCACCUGGGAAAGUUUGGUGCGAAAUAAGAAGGAAGAGACUAAUAAUGGACUCCUGACCUCACUGAUGGCAAUUUACGUGGUUUCUGGUGAUGAAGAUGGGGAAAGAGGUGGAGCUCCUGUUCUCUGUAUUGAGGAUAUUUCGAAACACUGUUUUGACUUUAGUGGAGGUCAGGAUGACUGGGUUCCUAUUCUAUUGUUGGUUCCUCUAGUUCUAGGACUGGAGAAAGUCAAUCCAAGGUAUCUUCCACUUCUUAGCGCUACAUUCACCUUUCCACAAAGCCUUGGUGUUUUGGGUGGUAAACCGGGUGCGUCAACAUAUAUGGUCGGAGUGCAAGAUGAAAAGGCAUUCUAUUUGGAUCCUCAUGAAGUUCAGCAGGUGGUUCAGAUUAAAAGGGAUAGUGUAGAUAUUGAUACCUCCUCGUACCACUGCAACGUCGUGAGGCAUAUUCCUCUAGACUCGAUUGAUUCAUCCUUGGCAAUAGGAUUUUACUGCAGGGAUAAGAGUGACUUUGACGAUUUCUGUUUGCGUGCAUCUGAGCUUAUAAACCAAUCGAAUGGCGCUCCCCUCUUUACAAUCACGGAAACCCACAGCUCCCAAACCCCUGCAAAUUACCGUGCAAACUCCCCCAGGUCUGAAGGCUUUGAUUCCAUAGACAAUGUUCAGAACGAAGAAGUGGAAAAUUCUGUGCAGGACGAUGAGUGGCAACUGCUUUGAGGUGAACUCAAAACCUUGUACAUUUUUAAUCUCUCUCCCCGCUGCUAUUUGUUUUAUUUACACGGUGUGUGUUUGCCCCUUCGUGACUAGAUUCAUGCGUGCUUUACUUUAUCUUGGCUUUUAUACAUUGGUUUAAUUUAAAAUUAACCGGAAAACUUCACAUUAUUCUUUAAUUUGUAUUCGAAAGCUUCGAUCUUCAACCGGAUUUGGGGAUCCAUUUCUCUUUCAA
Messenger RNA from Andrographis paniculata, 1972 nucleotides. Its product is annotated as cysteine protease ATG4b-like. The transcript has 9 exons. Gene Ontology annotation, molecular function: protein-phosphatidylethanolamide deconjugating activity. Bases 229 to 1743 code for a protein of 504 amino acids. The record is from RefSeq and is a predicted model, not a curated record. NCBI's taxonomy places the organism in Eukaryota, Viridiplantae, Streptophyta, Magnoliopsida, Lamiales, Acanthaceae.